UAUUUAAGGAGUGUCCAUAAGGAGAGCUUUACUUCCUUGAGGAUUAAAGCCCAACAGUACUGAGCUAUUUGUCUGUCAAAAUGUCUGCAAAAUUGGGAAAGUCAUCAUCACUCCUAACACAAAUUUCAGAGGAGUGUAAUGGGAUUCUGACAGUGAAGAUGGAAGAGGAAGAACAGACCUGUGAUCUGGACUCUAACCUCCACUGGAGCAGCAGCUACAGCCCAGAGACCUUCCACCAGCAGUUCAGGCAGUUUGGCUACCAGGAUUCACCUUGGCCCCGGGAGACUCUGAGCCGACUCCGGGAACUUUGUCAUCUCUGGCUGAGGCCGGAGGUGCACACCAAGGAGCAGAUCCUGGAGCUGCUGGUGCUGGAGCAGUUGGCCAUCCUCCCAAAAGAGCUACAGGCCUGGGUGCAGAAGCAUCAUCCAGAGAAUGGAGAGGAAGCUGUGACUAUGCCGGAGGAUGUGGAGAGAGAGCUUGAUGGACCAGAGCAGGUCUUUUUUGGACAAAGGAAGGACAUGAUUGCAGAGAAGCUAGCACCUUCAGAAAUCACUGAGGAAUUGCCAAGUAGCCAGCUCAUGCCCGUGAAGAAGUAGCUCCAGGGAACAUCAUGGGAGCUUCAGUCCUUAAGACCGCAUGAUGAAGGGGCAGGAUUCAAUGAAGACAUCAAAACUACAAAUGUGAAAUCCGCAGCAAGGCAGAAGACUUCUUUAGGCAUAGAACUGCACUGCGAUGUCUCUAACAUCCUUUAUAUCAAUGCCUCCCAGAGUUCCACAUAUAGAGCAACCCAUGAACAAGACGGUAGGCUUGAAAGGAGACAAGGAAACCCUUCUUGGAAAAAACAACACAAAUGUGAUGAAUGUGGCAAAAUCUUUAGUCAGAGCUCAGCCCUUUUUUUACAUCAGAGAAUCCAUAGUGGAGAGAAACCUUAUGCAUGUGACAAGUGUGCAAAGGCAUUCAGCCGAAGCACGAUUCUGAUUCAGCAUCGAUGAACCCAUACUGGUGAGAAGCCCUACAAGUGUCAUAACUGUGGCAAAGCCUUUCGUCAGGACUCGAAUCUUUUUAGACAUAGGAAAAGACACAUUAGAAAAGAAGUCCCAUAA
This is a messenger RNA of Mandrillus leucophaeus (drill), 1103 nucleotides long. It is a transcript of the gene ZNF396, whose product is annotated as zinc finger protein 396. The record is from RefSeq and is a predicted model, not a curated record. Lineage: Eukaryota; Metazoa; Chordata; Mammalia; Primates; Cercopithecidae.